This is a messenger RNA of Lepus europaeus (European hare), 4137 nucleotides long. It is a transcript of the gene INTS7, whose product is annotated as integrator complex subunit 7. The record is from RefSeq and is a predicted model, not a curated record. The coding region runs from base 143 to 3031 and encodes 962 amino acids. Lineage: Eukaryota; Metazoa; Chordata; Mammalia; Lagomorpha; Leporidae. Gene Ontology annotation, biological process: snRNA 3'-end processing. The transcript has 20 exons. Gene Ontology annotation, cellular component: integrator complex.
GCGGGGUGACCGGGGCGCAUGCGUAGCACGGCUUGACAGAGCGCGGAGGAAAAAUCCGCGAGAAGGCGGCAGGAGAAGAUGGCGGUGCUGGGGCAGAGUUUGCGAUCUGUCUGACUGGGCUAGUCGAAUAACUAUUCGGGUCAUGGCGUCAAACUCAACUAAGUCAUUCCUGGCCGAUGCCGGCUAUGGCGAACAGGAACUGGAUGCUAACUCUGCUCUUAUGGAAUUGGACAAAGGCCUGAGAUCUGGCAAACUUGGUGAGCAAUGUGAAGCAGUUGUUCGUUUUCCCAGACUGUUUCAGAAGUAUCCAUUCCCUAUUCUCAUCAAUUCUGCAUUCCUAAAGUUAGCUGAUGUUUUCAGAGUUGGAAACAAUUUCCUGAGGUUGUGUGUUCUUAAAGUUACUCAACAAAGCGAGAAGCAUCUGGAGAAGAUUCUAAAUGUGGAUGAAUUUGUGAAGAGAAUCUUCUCGGUGAUUCAUAGUAAUGAUCCUGUGGCGAGAGCCAUCACACUCCGGAUGUUGGGAAGUCUGGCGUCAAUUAUUCCUGAAAGGAAGAAUGCUCACCACAGUAUCCGUCAGAGUCUGGAUUCACACGAUAAUGUCGAAGUGGAAGCUGCUGUUUUUGCUGCUGCGAACUUCUCUGCACAGUCAAAGGAUUUUGCUGUAGGAAUCUGUAAUAAAAUCAGUGAAAUGAUUCAAGGUUUAGCUACACCAGUAGACUUGAAGCUGAAGCUGAUCCCCAUCCUGCAGCACAUGCACCAUGAUGCGAUCCUGGCUUCCAGUGCUCGUCAGCUUUUACAGCAGCUGGUUACAUCCUAUCCCUCCACCAAAAUGGUGAUUGUUUCUUUGCAUACUUUUACUCUGCUUGCUGCUUCGUCUUUGGUUGAUACACCAAAGCAGAUUCAGCUUCUGUUGCAGUAUCUGAAGAAUGACCCCAGGAAAGCAGUGAAGAGACUUGCUAUUCAAGACCUGAAAUUACUUGCCAAUAAAACACCACAUACGUGGAGUAGGGAGAACAUUCAGGCACUCUGCGAAUGUGCUCUCCAGACUCCCUAUGACAGCUUAAAACUGGGGAUGUUGUCUGUCCUUUCCACGCUAUCAGGGACCAUUGCCAUCAAACAUUACUUCAGCGCAGCACCGGGAAAUGUCGGUUCUUCCCCCAGAUCCUCUGAUUUAGUCAAAUUAGCCCAAGAGUGCUGUUACCAUAACAACAGGGGCAUUGCCGCCCAUGGAGUGAGAGUCCUCACCAAUAUAACUGUCUCCUGUCAAGAAAAAGAUCUUUUGGCGCUGGAACAAGAUGCUGUCUUUGGAUUGGAAUCACUUCUGGUACUUUGUAGUCAAGAUGAUAGUCCAGGUGCUCAAGCCACUUUAAAGAUUGCUUUAAACUGUAUGGUGAAGUUGGCCAAGGGCAGGCCCCAUCUCAGCCAGUCAGUGGUUGAGACCUUGUUGACUCAGCUGCACAGUGCUCAGGAUGCUGCCCGGAUCCUGAUGUGCCAUUGCCUGGCAGCCAUUGCUAUGCAGCUGCCGGUGCUGGGCGACGGGAUGCUCGGGGACCUCAUGGAGCUCUACAAGGUGAUCGGACGAUCAGCCACAGAUAAGCAACAAGAGCUUCUGGUGAGUUUGGCUACUGUAAUUUUUGUUGCCAGUCAGAAAGCAUUGUCUGCUGACGUAAAGGCAGUGAUUAAGCAGCAGCUUGAAAGUGUCUCCAAUGGCUGGACUGUGUACCGGAUUGCCAGGCAGGCUUCCCGAAUGGGUAAUCACGACAUGGCCAGAGAGCUUUAUCAGAGUUUGCUGACUCAGGUCGCCUCAGAACACUUCUACUUUUGGCUGAAUAGUUUGAAGGAGUUCUCACAUGCAGAACAGUGUCUCACUGGGUUGGAAGAGGAGAAUUAUAGCUCAGCACUUUCUUGCAUUGCUGAGUCUUUAAAAUUCUACCACAAAGGGAUUGCUUCCUUAACGGCUGCUAGUACACCACUGAAUCCUUUAAGUUUUCAGUGCGAAUUUGUAAAAGUCAGGAUUGACCUUCUGCAGGCCUUCUCCCAACUCAUCUGUACUUGCAAUAGCCUGAAGACAAGUCCUCCACCUGCAAUCGCCACAACAAUUGCCGUGACCUUAGGAAAUGACCUUCAGAGGUGUGGUCGAAUCUCCAAUCAGAUGAAACAGUCCAUGGAAGAAUUUCGAAGCCUUGCUUCCCGAUAUGGGGAUCUGUAUCAGGCCUCUUUUGAUGCUGACUCGGCAACUUUGCGGAAUGUGGAACUACAGCAACAGAGCUGUUUACUGAUAUCUCACGCAAUAGAAGCCCUGAUUUUGGAUCCAGAGUCAGCAAGUUUCCAGGAAUAUGGAUCUACUGGAACAGCCCCUGCUGACAGUGAGUACGAGCGAAGAAUGAUGUCUGUGUACAAUCAUGUCUUGGAAGAGGUGGAGUCGCUCAACCGGAAAUAUACUCCUGUUUCUUACAUGCACACAGCCUGCCUGUGCAAUGCCAUCAUUGCUUUGCUGAAAGUUCCCCUUUCGUUUCAGAGAUACUUUUUCCAGAAACUGCAGUCUACCAGCAUCAAGCUUGCUCUGUCGCCAUCGCCCCGGAACCCUGCGGAGCCCAUCGCUGUCCAUAACAACCAGCAGCUGGCACUAAAGGUGGAGGGAGUGGUUCAGCACGGAUCUAAACCAGGACUGUUCCGCAAAAUUCAGUCUGUCUGUCUGAAUGUUUCUUCCACGCUGCAGAGUAAAUCCGGACAAGACUACAAGAUACCUCUUGACAACAUGACCAAUGAGAUGGAGCAGAGGGUUGAGCCCCACAAUGAUUACUUCAGUACUCAGUUUCUGUUGAACUUUGCUAUCCUUGGGACACACAGUAUCACAGUGGAAUCUUCAGUGAAGGACGCCAACGGCAUCGUGUGGAAGACCGGCCCCAGAACGACCCUGUUUGUCAAGUCCCUGGAAGACCCUUAUUCUCAGCAGAUCCGCCUGCAGCAGCAGCAGGCCCAGCAGCCACUGCAGCAGCAGCAGCAGCGAAACGCCUACACACGCUUCUGACUGCAGCGCGGCUCCCGUCUCGACGGGCUUGGCCAGCCUGGAGAAGGGGUUUGCUUUUUCAUUAAGUAUGAAAGUUACAAAGUGGCGUCCACGUAUUCAUUGAUUUCUAUAAAGUAGUAUUCUGGAACAUUUUUUUUCUAAAAAAUUUAAAUAAUUGGGUUCCUAACCAGAAAGAUUUUUUUUCCUCAUUCCUUCUUAAACCAAGUCCUUUAUCUUGUAGUUAAUAUUUUCAUUAUUUUGUCACUGUUACUUCCAUUGUUAAGCUUUUUCUUUUGAGAAUAGUCAUAUAUUGAGAUCACCAUAUUAGAAAAUUGACUGCUUCUCUUCCAAAAUAUAGCGUUUGCUACCUGACCCAGACCUGGAGUACUGAGGUAGGCACUGAGACGCUCUGACCAUCUGGUGCACUGGUUCUCUAUGGCAGUGGCAACUGAGUCCUCGAAUCAAAGGACUGGAAAGUCCUCCCCAUCCCCUCCCCCCAUGCAACUGGAGUCAGCCUGGCGAAGCUGAAACAUCCAGCUGUGUCAUUUCAGCCAUUAGGUGUCUCUUCUGUGCUAAAGCGAUCUUAAUUUAUUAUUUUAGUAUUUAAUUGACCCAGAGAGCAGCUAGCAAUUAAUACAGAAAAACUGGAAGUUAAUAACUUGUUGUUUCUAAUAUGUAUGUGACUGUGUAGAAUUCAGACUUACUACAUUAUUUCUAGAAGUGAAAAAAAUCACUCAGUACCUUAAUGUUUUAAGUUAGAAGGAGCAGGUCUUUUUGUUUUGAUUGGUUUGGUUCUAGAGUUCUGUAAUGCUGGACUUGACUGUCUAGAAAGAGCAGUCUCUUUAUAACACAACCUCAGUUGGGAUGCUCAGGGAAUAAAGUUUUCUGAUAAACCAGAAAACCUUUUUUCUAUUUCAAUACUGGUUGAGAACCGUUCUAAAUUAUAACAGUACACUCUGCUGUUCUAACACAGCAUAGCAGGUCUAAUUUACUGUUGACUUGGGAUCAUCGGGCAUCUUGGGAUCAUGCAUAUCGAUGGUCUGAGCGGCUGGGCUGGGCGCAGCUCCUCAGAGGAAGCAGGCACAGGCCCUGGAACUCCUUCUUCAAUAAAUCUUCCCAUUUCCUUG